Molecule: messenger RNA, 1807 nt
Organism: Somion occarium
Lineage: Eukaryota; Fungi; Basidiomycota; Agaricomycetes; Polyporales; Cerrenaceae
Source: the annotation of a GenBank genome assembly
AGUUCGAGUCUCACCAGCUACUGUAGUCCUAGACGAUGUCCGGCGAAGCAAAACUACCCAAGGAGUUUCUGUGGGGAUAUGCGACCGCUAGCUACCAGAUCGAGGGUUCAGCCUCUGAAGGUGGCCGUGCGCCGUCAAUCUGGGAUGCUUUUUGCAAGACGCCUGGAAAGAUUCGAGAUGGUUCAAGUGGUGACAUCGCUAGCGAUUCGUAUCGUCUUUGGAAGGAGGACGUCGUCCUCUUGACCUCUUACGGUGUCAAGGCGUACAGGUUCUCUCUCUCAUGGUCGAGGAUCAUUCCGAAAGGUGGUCGUAAUGAUCCUAUUAAUGAGGAAGGUAUUCAGUUCUACCGGACGUUGCUCGAAGAACUAUUGCAUAAUGGCAUCGUGCCCUUCGUGACAUUGCACCACUGGGACUCACCACAAGGACUUCAUGACAAGUACGGAGGAUGGCUUAACAAAGACGAGAUCAUUGAGGAUUAUGUGAACUAUGCGAAGGUCUGCUUCCGUGCAUUUGGUGAUAUUGUACAAAACUGGAUUACCCACAACGAACCAUGGUGCGUCUCUCUGCUAGGCUAUGGCAGCGGAAGAUUUGCACCCGGUCAUGUCGGCGAUACGGAACAUUGGAUCGUUGCACACAAUUUGCUUCUAGCACAUGCCUACGCGGUGAAGGCCUACCGUGAAGAGUUCAAGCCAGCCCAAGGCGGCCAGAUUGGAAUCACCCUCGAUUGUCAAUGGACUAUUCCCUACGAUGACUCGCCUGAGAAUGUCGAAGCUACUGCUCGUGCUCUGGAUUUCAAGUUGACCAGAUUCGCCGAUCCGAUCUACAGAGGACAAUAUCCUGCCCGCGUGAAGACUAUUAUUGGGGACAGGCUCCCGGAGUUUUCGCCUGAAGAACGAGCCAUUGUUCAAGGUUCAUCUGAUUUCUUCGGCUUGAAUACAUAUACAACUCAUGUUAUCCAGCAUGAUGGCGAUGGCGAUGAAUCCGUUGGUUUUGUCAAGAUGGGACAUACGAGAUCAGAUGGAACGCAGCUUGGUACACAAUCUGAGUUUGAUUGGUUGCAAACGUACGGCCCCGGAUUCAGAAAUCUUCUGAACUACUUGUGGAAGACCUAUCAGAAACCGAUCUAUGUAACGGAGAACGGCUUUGCGGUUAAGAAUGAAAACAAUGUCACAUCUCAAGAAGCCAUCCAUGAUAAAGAUCGGGCGGAGUACUUCGAGCAGUAUACGAAGGCCCUCUUGCAGGCUGUGACCGAGGACGGUGCAGAUGUAAGAGGGUACUUUGGAUGGAGUCUUCUUGACAAUUUUGAAUGGGCCGACGGAUACCUGGUUCGUUUUGGCGUUACGCGCGUUGACUACGAUACACAAAGGAGAACCCCGAAGGACUCGGCCGCUUUUCUCAGCAAGUGGUUCAAGGACCACAUUCAUGGUUAAGUAGGAAGAUUGAAGGAAGGCGAGAACAAUCAUUGUAUUAUUUCUGCUAUCUUUGGGCUUUGUAUAACGAAUAUACGCCAGGCUGUCGAUGAGGCAGACCUAGAUCGUCAGUUCGUAUGCAAAUGCAACCGCGAGCUUCGCGAACUCCAAGGAAUGCGACCAAGAGAAGCCUUGAACAGAGGUAGUAUCAGCCGAAGAGUGGACAUUCGGGUUGUCAUCUCCAGUCACGGCUUCGUAUGGGAAGGCCGUGGGGUAUCCGAACUUGUACCAUGAUGCGUGAUCAGAGCAGGCAUAACCGCACUAUGCAGGGCAUUGCAUGUUUAGGCUAAUUUCGAUAAAACACUACGAAUAAGAUGACUUACUGGGGUAUCCAUUGC